AUGAGUUUUGAUUCCCAAUUGGAUGCGGUUGAUAGAAGUCUCCAAGAUAGAGAAGCUACUAUGAGAUUAUUGAGGUUCCAACCGGAGAAAGCUCAAAAUAGAAUGAAGCAUGGUGUUCAGAAACUAUCAUCCAAAUAUUUUAGGCCCUUCAAGAUACUUGCUAGAGUGGGAUCAGUAGCAUACACCUUGGACCUCCCUGUUGGUACCAAGAUCCAUCCUACAUUCCAUAUCUCACAGCUGAAAAAGAAGAUAGGGUCUCACUCGGCCACAGUCACUUUGCCUAUAGUACUUUCAGAAGCUGGUCAUGUGCUGCUACAACCUGAGGCCAUACUUGAUAGAUGGAUGAUUCAGAAGCAUGGGAGAGUUGUAUCCCAAGUUCUAGUCAAAUGGUUUAAUGCCGCACCUGAGGACAGUACAUGGGAAGACUACCACGACCUUAAGCAGAGAUUUCCUCAUUUCAAUCCUUAA
Nicotiana tabacum (common tobacco) is the source of this 468-nucleotide messenger RNA. NCBI's taxonomy places the organism in Eukaryota, Viridiplantae, Streptophyta, Magnoliopsida, Solanales, Solanaceae. The record is from RefSeq and is a predicted model, not a curated record.